Messenger RNA from Alternaria metachromatica, 780 nucleotides. RefSeq lists its product as uncharacterized. Bases 1 to 780 code for a protein of 259 amino acids. NCBI's taxonomy places the organism in Eukaryota, Fungi, Ascomycota, Dothideomycetes, Pleosporales, Pleosporaceae. The transcript has 2 exons. The record is from RefSeq and is a predicted model, not a curated record. Gene Ontology annotation, molecular function: lyase activity.
AUGGGCCGCCUUGACAUCUUGCCCGCGCACGUCGACCCCUCCAUCUUCGACGCGAACGAUGUGUUCCUGGGCACCGGCGGUGUCUUGUACACAAUCUGCUACGCCCUGAUGGCACGCCAGUCCAUUCGCGACCGCACAUACGCCAUGCCCCUCUUCUCGCUCGCAUUCAACUUUGCGUGGGAGAUUGUAUUCGCGAUAUACGUUGCCGAUGAGCUCCGGGAGAAGGCCCUCUUCGCCAUAUGGGGACUCUUAGACAUGGGCAUUGUUUAUGCGGCUGUCACGUAUGGCGCGAAUGAAUGGGGACAUGCGCCAGCAGUUGGCAGGAAUAUCGGCAAGAUCUUUGCUGGCAUGUUGGUAUGGUGGUGCAUCGCGUUGUACGCUGUGAGCUCUUGGUGGCUUGAUGUCGAUCACCCCGUCAACCCAAAAAUUGGAAAAGCGUACCGCGGCAACCUGGGCAUCGACAAGGACGAGCUCGGUUUCUGGACUGCUUUGGUCGCACAGGUCGUGCUGAGCGUCAUGUCAUUGGCACAGCUUGUGGUUAGAGGAAGCAGUCGCGGCUCUUCGUAUAGCAUUUGGGCGUGCCGUUUCAUCGGCAGUGUGUCGGGAUUGACGGUGAAUUACGGAUAUGUCUGGUGGGUAUGGCCAGAGGCACACGGCUACUAUGUCAAUCCGAUAUCAGUGGUGAUGAUGGUGACAUGGAUACUGGCUGAUCUGGGAUACUUGGUGGUGUUUCGCAACGUGCAGCGGACGGGCGGGGCUGUCGACGGCAAAACCAAGUGA